UCCUGCAGCAGCCUCCCCUAUCGGCUCCUCUCCUCGGCUGCUCCCCGCCUGCGACAGCUCAGCAGCGGUGUGGUCGCUUCGAACGAGCGCUAACGGAAAGGAGAAAAAAACCCGCUCCACUCCACACUGAAAGGCCUCCACCUCACUGUAGACUAGCUACAGUCACUCCGACGCCGGAUACCGCACAUAAACACCCCUAGAGAGGCUUUUGGUCGACUUUAAUUUGCUUUUUUUUAUAUCAGAAAAAGCCAAUCCCCAUAAUGGCGACAGCUUUCCCUGCUGGCUCCAGCCCCGGACCGGGAACGGAGCUCGUCCGCGGACAGGCCUUCGACGUUGGGCCUCGGUACAGCAACCUCUCCUACAUCGGGGAGGGCGCCUACGGGAUGGUGUGCUCCGCUUAUGACCGGGACAACAAGCUCCGCGUGGCCAUCAAAAAGAUCAGCCCGUUUGAGCACCAGACCUACUGCCAGCGCACCCUGAGGGAAAUCAAAAUCCUGCUGCGCUUCAAGCACGAGAACAUCAUCGGCAUCAACGACAUCAUCCGGGCGCCGUCCAUCGAGCAGAUGAAGGACGUAUACAUCGUCCAGGAUCUCAUGGAGACAGACCUCUACAAGCUCCUGAAGACCCAACACCUGAGCAACGACCACAUCUGCUACUUCCUCUACCAGAUCCUACGAGGGCUCAAGUACAUCCACUCUGCCAACGUGCUGCACCGCGACCUGAAGCCCUCCAACCUCCUCCUCAACACCACCUGCGAUCUCAAGAUCUGUGACUUCGGCCUGGCUCGCGUGGCGGAUCCCGACCACGACCACACCGGCUUCCUAACAGAGUACGUCGCCACGCGCUGGUACAGAGCUCCAGAGAUCAUGCUCAACUCCAAGGGCUACACCAAGUCCAUAGACAUCUGGUCGGUGGGCUGCAUCCUGGCUGAGAUGCUGUCAAACAGGCCAAUCUUCCCUGGGAAGCACUACCUGGAUCAGCUCAACCACAUCCUGGGGAUCCUGGGCUCCCCCAGCCAGGAAGACCUCAACUGCAUCAUCAACCUCAAGGCCAGGAACUACCUGCUGUCGCUGCCGGUGCGCUGCAAAGUGCCGUGGAACCGCCUGUUCCCCAACGCCGACAAUAAAGCUCUGGACCUCCUGGACAAAAUGCUGACGUUUAACCCUCACAAGAGGAUCGAGGUGGAGGAGGCCCUGGCCCACCCUUACCUGGAGCAAUAUUACGACCCGUCGGACGAGCCCAUCGCCGAGGCUCCGUUCAAGUUCGACAUGGAGCUGGACGACCUGCCCAAAGAGACGCUGAAGGAGCUCAUCUUCGAAGAAACGGCUCAGUUCCAGCCCGGCUUCAGGUCCUAACGGCUCUCAGGAGAUUCUGCGGACAGGCUUCUGCGUCGCCACUGCUCCUCCCCGCCUCCACUCUGUUGCUGUGAUUUUUUUGUUUUGGGGUUUUGGUUUGCUUUGUUUUUUUUUUAACUCUCUCCUGUUCACAC
Poecilia latipinna (sailfin molly) is the source of this 1489-nucleotide messenger RNA. It is a transcript of the gene mapk1, whose product is annotated as mitogen-activated protein kinase 1. Gene Ontology annotation, molecular function: MAP kinase activity; ATP binding. The record is from RefSeq and is a predicted model, not a curated record. Gene Ontology annotation, biological process: protein phosphorylation. The coding region runs from base 261 to 1355 and encodes 364 amino acids. Lineage: Eukaryota; Metazoa; Chordata; Actinopteri; Cyprinodontiformes; Poeciliidae. The transcript has 9 exons.